Molecule: messenger RNA, 1053 nt
Organism: Leptinotarsa decemlineata (Colorado potato beetle)
Lineage: Eukaryota; Metazoa; Arthropoda; Insecta; Coleoptera; Chrysomelidae
Biological process (GO): positive regulation of transcription by RNA polymerase II
Cellular component (GO): nucleus
Source: RefSeq, a predicted model, not a curated record
AUGUAUGAAAAAAAGGAAACUGAGAAGCUUCCCGAGUACAUCUCCCCUCAGUACCGUUUCGCUUGCUGCGCACAGAACUGCAACUACAUCUGCCCCGAAGAGGGCAACCUCCGUCACCACCUGAUGGCUCUCCAUAACGGCGAAACAUCUUUUACGUGCGUACACUGCAAGGCGGACAUCACUCCCACUGACGUUGACCACAUCAUCAAGCACCUCAAGCUGCACGGUCUGCAGUUGUUCAAGUGCUUCUACUGCAGCUUUGUGAGUCACCUCAAAAGCAAAGCCGAGAAGCACGUCAAUGAUUAUCACGCCGAUUUGCCGAGUAAAGUGAUUACUGUGAGAUCUAUGGAUUCAGAGCCGAAAGACUCGGAGGAACCCACAACGUCUGGCAUCCAAAGCACUCAGGGAGCUACAAACUCAAAAUCCAACAAACCGUGGAGGUGUUGCAUGUGCAAGACUCGCAGCGGAUCGAUAGAAGGCAUUCAAAACCACGUGUUGGAGAAGCAUGAAAUCGACACUCAGUACAAGUGCGCCCUCUGCGUGUACAAGACUAACGAGAAGGACACUUUCGAGAGUCAUUUCAAAGAACAUCAUGCCGGUCAGGAGAUCGAUUUGAUCCAUGUGUACAGAAAGGUGGAGGACGGUCCCAAGGACGAAAAAGAAGCAGAUCCGUUCGAUACCACCCCUCUGUGGCAGAGAAACAAGCCUAGGGUAAGGCACAUUAGGGGCAUACUGUUUGACGAGUCUUCCCUGACCCCCACGAAAACCCCCAAGAAGCCUUUCAAGGCCGCCGCUGGUCCCACCCCUUCCACUUCUGCUGCCAGCUCCACUUCUGCUGAAGGCUCCACUUCUGCCGUCCCUCCGAAGAGUAACUUGGAGUUGGCUAUCGAUUCUGUCGCCAAGGGCACUGCAGACAUUUUGAAGAAGGACUCGACUGAUACUUCUGCGGAAAUUUUGAAGGACGACGAACUGAUUGAGCAGGUGGGUGGAUUUUAUACGGAGCGGAUGAAAUGGGAUAUCCUAUAUAUUUUUACUUAUUUCGAUGGAGAAUGA